Messenger RNA from Sceloporus undulatus (fence lizard), 5607 nucleotides. It is a transcript of the gene HTR1B, whose product is annotated as 5-hydroxytryptamine receptor 1B. The coding region runs from base 715 to 1869 and encodes 384 amino acids. The record is from RefSeq and is a predicted model, not a curated record. Gene Ontology annotation, biological process: regulation of behavior; adenylate cyclase-activating adrenergic receptor signaling pathway; bone remodeling. The transcript has a single exon. NCBI's taxonomy places the organism in Eukaryota, Metazoa, Chordata, Lepidosauria, Squamata, Phrynosomatidae. Gene Ontology annotation, cellular component: plasma membrane. Gene Ontology annotation, molecular function: G protein-coupled serotonin receptor activity.
UGCCCAGGAGGAGGAGGAGGAGGAGGAGGAGGGGGGGGGGCUCCGAAAGGAGCCCGAGGGGCCUUUCUCAGAGGAGCCUUUUCUCUCCAGGAGGAGGGAGUCCCCAGAGGGCCUCCGCUUUGGAGCCGGACUCUAGAAGCACGCCUUCCCGACGCCUCCAAGAGCGGGGCUGGCUGUGCCUUUUCUGCCCAGGAGGAGGAGGAGGAAGCCCCCCAAGACUUUUCCAAAGCCUGGCCCAGGAGCAGAGAGGGACUGGAUCCACUUCCAGGAAGGGGCUCGGGCUCCAGUCGCCUUUUCCCCUGAAGCUCCUCCGUUUGGCGGCGCCUCCUUCUCCUCCUUGGCGGUGAGGAGAGGCCAGCCCUUGUCCCCGUUUCCCUCCUCCCGCCUGGAAAGUGGGGAGAAGCCCCUGACCUGUCCUGGCCUCUCCCGCUUGGAGCGGGGCUGGGAAGCGCCCAGGGGCAGAGGCUGGGCUUCUUUUGGGGGGGCUUCCUUGGUGGGAGCCAUGGCUGGCCAGAGCGCGGGAGGCCUCCCCAUUGGCUGAGCCCUGGUCACGUGCUCCCUCGCCCCCUCUCUUUCCUCACACCUCCCCCCUCCCUGCCCAAGACUACCUGCCUCCAUUUCAUUCCUUGCCUUGCCUUGCCUUUCUCCAAGCCGGCUUCUCCUGAGAUGUGGCACUUGGAGAGGGCACUGGCGCCCUGCCUGGGUUGCUGAGGCAUGGAACAGCCCGGCCGACUCUGCCAACCAGACCUGGAAGGGUUCCAGCCCUCAAACGGCUCACACCCGGCCCAGAACUGCAGCCCCCAAGAAAGCCCCGUCUACCAAGAUGGCACCCCGCUCUCCUGGAAGGUGGUCCUGGCCGUCCUCUUGGCCCUCAUCACCUUGGCCACCAUGCUCUCCAAUGCCUUUGUCAUCGCCACCGUCUACCAGAGCCGCAAGCUCCACUCGCCGGCCAACUAUCUCAUCGCCUCUCUGGCGGUCACCGACCUCCUGGUGUCCAUUUUGGUCAUGCCCAUCAGCACCAUGUACACCGUGACCGGGAAGUGGACCUUGGGCCAGGUGGUCUGCGACAUCUGGCUCUCUUCGGACAUUACCUGUUGCACCGCUUCCAUCCUCCACCUGUGCGUGAUCGCCCUGGACAGGUAUUGGGCCAUCACGGACGCCGUCGAGUACUCCACCAAAAGAACUCCCAAGAGGGCGGCUGUCAUGAUCGCCCUGGUGUGGGUCUUCUCUAUCUCCAUCUCCAUGCCCCCUUUCUUCUGGCGCCAGUCCAAAGCCGACGAGAUGGCCGACUGCAUGGUGAACACAGAUCACAUCUUGUACACCGUCUACUCCACGGUGGGCGCCUUCUACUUGCCAACCUUGCUGCUGAUCAUCCUUUACGGGAGGAUCUACGUGGAAGCCAGGUCUAGAAUCCUGAAGCAGACGCCAAAGAACACGGGGAAAAGGUUAACCCGAGCUCACUUGAUAACAGAUUCCCCUGGGUCGACCUCCUCGGUUACUUCCAUAAACUGCAAGGCCUCCGAAGCUUCCAGUGAAACAGGGUCUCCGGUGUAUAUGAACCAGGUCAAAGUGAAGGUGUCGGAUGCCUUGCUGGAAAAAAAGAAGUUGACAGCUGCCAGAGAACGGAAAGCCACCAAGACUUUAGGGAUUAUUUUAGGAGCCUUCAUUGUGUGCUGGCUGCCCUUCUUCAUCAUCACCUUGGUGUUGCCUAUUUGUAAAGAUGCUUGCUGGUUCCACAUGGCCAUCUCUGACUUUUUCACAUGGUUGGGAUAUCUUAACUCUUUGAUCAACCCCAUCAUCUACACCAUGUCCAAUGAAGACUUCAAGCAGGCCUUUCACAAGUUGGUACGGUUUCGGUGCACAAGUUGAAUUUUGAAGGCAGUUAAGUGUUAAUUCUCCAGGGCAGGAGGCUUGAAUGCAUUUUGUAUGUCUGGUUCUGCAGGUAGGUGGAUCAUUCUUACCUGUGUUACUGUCUCUGUGGAAAGAGAUAUCUGGAAUGGCAAAAUGGAGUUCAUUGCAGGGGAGAAGCAUGCAAACAUAGUGUAGCUUCUCCUUCAGUGUGGAAGCAGUUAUAAAACCUCUGAGCCUUGGUUAGAGAUGCUGACACCACUUAAAUAUACUCCCACUUAACUACCAUUGUUGAAGGAAAUAGUUUGGGCCAUAAAAAAGAUUAUUUCUUCUGGAUUGGUAGAGCCAUUGUGGUAGGAAUUGGAGAGAUUUUGGACAACGUCUUUGGAGACAUCUCCACCACCCAGCGUGACCUGAACUAAAAGUUUGUCAUCUGGUCUCCUCUGCCAGGAGAUCCUUGCCUCUCAGCCAUCUGUGUUUGAAAGCCCUUUGCCAAUGUUUCACUUCUUUUUCCCCCCUGCUAGCUUGCUUAUUUAAAGACUAUGCAGAGUGGACUGUAAGCGAAUUGCGCAUGCUGCUCAAAACCUUAGUAGUCAUACAGAACAGAGAGACCUGGAAGAAUUGGCUCUAGUAGUGUGAUAAUGCUAAGCGCUCCCUGAAUUGCUUAUAGUUUAAAAGGCUAGAGAAACAGUGAGGAAGUGAAUCAAAUACAGAAGAGCCCAGCAUGAGAAAAGCAACUCAUUCUUAUCUGUGGUUUUUGUACUGGUGUUGUCUUCCUUUCUGUUUAACAACUUGCCAAACUGUAACCAAGAAAUCAAAUAGUGUGUAUGUGUAUAUGUUUGUACGAGUGCAUGCAUGUCAGCCUGCACAUUUGGGUGUCAAAGCCUGCAAGCAGUUUUGUUUUUAUUUUCUUUUUUUCCGUUAAUGCCUAUAUGUUCCUAACAUCUUGCGGAUGACUCACACACAAAGCUUCUGUUAAUUCACAUAUUAAUAUUAAUACACAGAGAUCGUUUAACACCAACUCUUUCUUUCUUAAAGCUGCCUUAGCUCACUAGCUCAACAUUGUUAGUUUGUCUUAGAAAAAAAAAACAUCUGGUGUUUAUUCCUAUAAUGACUAAAAUGACACAUUAAGAGGCCUUCAUUAUUUCUUUUACAAAAAACCCACCUUCCCACCUCCACCCCAGUGCAAAGGAGUCUUCCAUUACUCUGAUUUCAUAAGCAUAUUCUUUCCACUUCAGAGCUUCAUGUCAUAUUAGGCACCUUAAGGGACCUGCUCUCUUUUCCAGAAAUACUUCUGCAACACUUUAGUUAAGAACCCUUAUGUACAGUUUAAAAUUCCUUCAUUAUCGCUCCCUCUGCCCCAAUCAUUUCAGAAAUCUUUGACACAACUGGAGGAAGGAUUCUAAACCAUAUAGAUUAUUCACCCAAGUAAAGCAAUAAGAAAAACUAGUUCCACCAGCAUCAGUACUUAGAGACCUGUAAAGUUCCCCUUUGUAUCUGCUGUGGUGCAAAAGAUCAGAUUUGCACAGUGCUUAUUACUUGCCUUCAAUGAACACGGUAUUUAGAAAAUCCUGUUAAAUCUGUCCUGAAUUAUGUAAUUCAUGCAGGGGAGCCUGCUGACUUUACACAACCCCAGUCUGCAAGUUAGUGAACUUAUAAAAGCAGCUUUUAUUAUGUAGCAGGGUUUGAACUGAAAGCCCUCCCAAAUAAAUGUGCCCUUUCUGCUCUCCCCUGGGCUUUGGCUCUACCCAUAGCUAAAGAAUGACCAUACCUGCUUUUUAUACAUGGUUGGUCAUAAAAACUUGAAAGAUUUUGACUAGAACGUUAUGGUUUGUCUGAGCACUGUGUUGUUUGUCUCCAUCAUGCACAAGACUAGAAAUAUCUUCCUUUGACUCUGUGUGAGGAAUUGUCCAAAAAUCCAAAUAAGGCUCCCUGUGCCUCUGCUUUUACCAUUACAUGUGGGCACUAUUUGGAAAUAAACAACCACUAUUUGGAAGUAAUGCUGUCCUUUAAUCAUACUUCAAAAUGAAAUCCCUAAUUGUAGAGCCUGUUUAGUGAAGAAUUGUGUGUGUGUGGAAAGAAGACCUUUUAUUCCCAAGAUCUGGAGCGUUGUUCUAGCAAUAAGGGAUUCCACCUCUCUGAAAGCAGUCUUUAUCCUGUCCCAUCCAAUGUUAAUCCAGUGGUAGCUGGUGGAAUCCAUGUUAAUAAAUGGUGAAUCUACUCAAUAUUUCCAUCCAAACUUUAAGAAGCCAUCUAAAUUAUUGAGUCUAGUGUUCUCCUUUGAAGUUGAGGCUGCAACCUGGAGCAAAUUCACUUCCCCACUGACAUGGAAAUUACCAGACACCACUGUGUUGGAACAACCACCAAAAGAGGGGUUACUCUUGCAUGAAUACAAGAGUCUACAAGAUUCUACAAUACAAUAUUCCACAACCAUAGAAUAUUCAUGAAAUUUCACUUCCAUUUCCCUAUUGAAACGUGUUUUACAGAGUAUGGCAGUAACACUCCACCCAAAUCAAACAAAUUUCUGCCCCAAGGGUCUUAAAGUCUAAAUGCUGUCAGAGAGGAGACAGAAGCAAGGAUAGUAAAGGAAAGCAAGCAAGGGGUAGUGCAGAAUAAACGUGAAUAAAUGCAAUAACAUGCACUUGCCCUUCAUAUUAAACCAAAAUGUAGACGAAAUUGGAUUGGAUUUUCAAUGACAUUUUCAUUCAGUUCUUAUAAAAAAGAAAUACCAUUCACCAGACUUGGAAAAGAAACAGAACAAAUACUGUAUUGAUUUGGCAAGCUCUUUCCUGCACUUCUGAUUUUCAUGGGUAUACACUCAAAGUUGAGGUGUCUGUCUGUGUAUCACAAUGUUUGGAGUUAAUUCCCUUCCUUCUUUUUUAGUGGAAAGAGUUGCUAAUCUCAUUCUGAAGGGCCAGAGGAAUAAAACUUUGCUUUUAAUGAACCAUGCAUGAAACAGUGCAGCUACUCCAAGUUGGUUGUUUGAGAAAACCAGAAAGUUGUUCAAGAAAUAUAUAUAUUUCUAUUUUUAAAAUAGAAGAUCUGGAUAUUGUAACAAUGAGAUCUUGAAUUCAGUCAAAAUGCUUCACAUGGCUGGGCCUGACACAGAGAAUGAAUUGCUUAUCUCAUAAUAAUUCAUAUUGUUUGCACUACUACAGUCUCCUUCGUAAGUGAAGCACCUUGCGCUUCUUGCUUUGGGAACACAGGAGGAAAAACAUGGAAGUCUUAUCCCUACAUCUUCUUAAUUAAUUGGAUAUAAAAAGAAACAGCCCUUUAAUGUCGUGACUAUAUAGAUUAGUUCAUAUCUGUAUCACUGUUACCUCAUCAAACACUAAGGAAUCUAAAAUAAUCUGAAACACUGACUGUUUGGUGUUGUGAUCCCACAGGACACUGAAGGAGUGGGAUUUUUCCUCCUACUAUAUUAUCUGCAAAAUAAAUGCUUAAUUUGAAUCUGGAAAAAAAAAACAAACCUGCUGCUACUGAAGAUUUAUCCUAUUUCAUUAUAUAUUUUUACUCAUUAUUUUUCUAAGAUUAGAUAGGUAAUCUCUACAUAAUAAGCCCAGCAGUCAAAAUUAAAAAUUCAGAAUAUGGUAUGUUUCAUUUGCUUUGAUAGGAUUGCGUUGCGAGUGUCCAUCCUAACUGUAACAGAAAAUCAAACAAUAAAAAAGCUUUACUGUGUUCUGAACAGCAUUUGACAGAAAUUGCUUUACUAUUGAUGUGACUAUUUAAUGGGUUACUGGAGACACCAUGUUUUCUUUU